Homalodisca vitripennis (glassy-winged sharpshooter) is the source of this 4643-nucleotide messenger RNA. RefSeq names its product formin-2 (gene capu). Bases 594 to 4448 code for a protein of 1284 amino acids. The record is from RefSeq and is a predicted model, not a curated record. Gene Ontology annotation, cellular component: cytoskeleton; cytoplasm. The transcript has 18 exons. Lineage: Eukaryota; Metazoa; Arthropoda; Insecta; Hemiptera; Cicadellidae. Gene Ontology annotation, molecular function: actin filament binding. Gene Ontology annotation, biological process: actin filament network formation; cortical actin cytoskeleton organization.
CCCGUCACCGUCUAGGCAGGCGGACCAGGAGUGCCCGAGGGAAGUGAAGGGAACAGUCUUGUAAGAUUGAUCAUACCGAGUGAUCAGUGAUGGUCGUUUAGCACUCAUUCAGAUAACACAAGUGUGAGGUUAACUCUCAUUCAUAAAGUAAUAAUUGAUCGUACAAGUCUGAAGGGAGUAGAUUUUAUUCGCUUCUCCAUAUUUACAUGCAUUUAGAAUAUUUACGAUAUUAUAAUAGCAUAGCAUUGAUCAGUAUGAGAAGUUUAACAUUACAUUCAUUAAAAGUACAAUAGAAGUUUUGUUACAGUAGGUAUAUUAUGGACUGGUAAUCAUGAAUCAAAUGAUGUUUUACAAUUAUGCGUUAUCAUCUGUGUAGUGAGCUGUUCUGAAGAAUAAAUAUAAAUUUUGUAUUAUAAAAGAUUUCAAUGAAUUUACAGCAAAGUAAUUUAUGAGACAAAAAUACGAGCACUGAAGCUACAAAGUUUGUAAAUACUAGCAUAAAUGUGAAAGCGAGGAUUCAUAUGGUGAUUUUUUUAUAGAGAUCGAGAUGAUUGCUUUGGUUAGUUAACGAGCGAUAAAACAAUAACGCCAAGAUGGGCAACUUGCAAGGAAGUGACAAGGGCAAGAACUCCGGGAAGGCGGGGAAGGGCGGUGUGCCAAAGACGAAGAAGUCACCUGUGAAAGAUCUGUUCAAACAUCAGGUGCCGGGCAGUGGGGCCGCGGUGGGAACGGGGGCGGGGAAGAAGGUUCAGGCACAAAAGCCGGCGGAAGAUCCGGUCCCGACGCAGCAGGCCGUGACGGCCAGUGGUGGUGGAGGGGGGAAUGACCGAACAACCAGUUGUGCAUCUCCCGGCGGUGGCGCUGGAGCGGUGUUUGUGACGGACUCGUGGCGACAAGUGGGCAAGUUGCAGCAGUCGCUGGAGUCGAAGGUCGAGGUCCGGGUGAGUCCUACGGAGGAGACCUCCAGCUCGGACUCGGUGUUCACGGACCCUCUGGUGACGCCGCUGUGCAGCCUAGGAAGCGACUAUUCCGACGGCAAGGAGUGCGGGGAGUGUCGCCGCGAAGAGGACGAUGUGACUCUGACCAUGGAGACCAGUGAGGACGAAGAGUCCACCCCCGUGGCGGGCAAGAGACGCCUCCACUCCCACAGCUUGGACCGCCUGGACGAGGAAGCGGAGACCCCCGGCACCGGCAAAGCCAGGACCUCGGAGACCAAGACCGCCUUCACCGUGGUACGACACCGCAAGGUUGAACUGCCCCCGACCAAACUGAGUGAACAGUGCCUCAUCAAUGCCGCUGGCAAGGAUGCAGGCAGUGAUUUCCGUCGCCACUCCUCAGUCAGCGACGUGCCCCUGGACAGCAAUGUGCUACGGAAAGUGGCAUCUCUCACCCUCGACAAGGCGACACUCGAGCAGAAAAUCUCGAAGCCGAAGUUUGUUCCUGAGAAGUUAGACUUCCAACUUUACGAGAAGUUUGAAGGCCAAAUGCUGAUCAACUGGUUUGUGUCUGCGUUUGCUGAGGACCACUACCUGCGCCAGAACCUGAAGACGUCAGACCUGAGACUGCUGGCUGCCCAGUUCUGUACUCACCUGCUAGCAGCCGGUGUGCUCCGACAACUGCCUGACAAGGAUGUGCCUCAAGCCGAAGCUCUCUUCCGGCCUGAUUUAAUCUACUUCUGGUCUCACACGGAGGCAGUAAAUGCUGCUCCUCCCACGCCAGGUCGCCUGACCUCUGUGGCAUGGCCUCCACCACUCUCCCCCUCGUCAUUGCAAGGACAGGACAUCGAGAUACAGUACAAUGGCAAGUCUACCACCCUUGGAACAGAUGAAAAACAACGUGAAAGUGAAAAACGUCUCAUCACGGAGCUUGCUCGCACUGUACAAGAGCAAAAACAACAAAUUGAAGAUCUAGAGGCUAAGAUUGACAGAUUGAUGCAGGAAAAAGAGAGGACAAAAACAUUAGCAGACAUUCAGUCACUUGUUGAGGGUGUUAAAGCUGAUUUUGAAUCUCCUACUAGAGAAAAAACACUGUCUUCCACAUCACCAAAAAAUGGAGAAUCUCCAAGACAUAAGCAGACUCAAAAUGGCCACUACAGCAUAAGUUCUACUACUUCACGACUUGAGAGCAAAAUCAUUUCCUCAAGCAAAGAUCCCAACUCAGAAGGGAAGUUUACUUCUAUUCUAAUAACUGAAAGAGUUGAGCCAGAUAGGUCAAGAGCUGACCCAAGCACUCCCCUAUCGCCUUCCUCCAUAUCAGUCUCUCUGCGGUCUCCUGAUAAGAAGUCUCCAGUUGAAAACAAAUCACCUCAAACUGCUACUUCAAGAUCACCUGUGAAGACAUUUUCAGAAAACAAAAUUCAUGCUACAGAUGCUGAUGUUUCUCUAAAUGGUUCCAAGCAUUUAGAUUUAGAAGUUCUCUCUUCUCCCUCAUUAGUCACAGCCAAUGCUUCAUCUGCUACCUCCCUAACAAGUCCUAAUGUCGCUGCAUCAUCUAUAUCUAACGAUACGCCUUCAUCUCCUACGUCUGAACUAGUGUCUGUUCCCCCUCCUAUUCCAGAUUUAAUCCCCUCAUCACCUUCUCUUUUAGUAUCAGAAAAAGUUCAUACAUCAUCCUCACCAGUAAUACCUUCCCCUCCCCCAUUACUAUCAGGAAUACCCCCUCCUCCUCCUAUUCCAGGUAUAGCCCCUCCUCCCCCUCCCCCUCCCAUGCCAGGGAUGGCUCCACCUCCCCCUCCUUUACCAGGAGUUACGAUUCCUCCUCCCCCUCCUAUGUCAGGAAUAGCUCCCCCUCCCCCUCCAAUACCUGGAAUGAUACCUCCUCCUCCCCCUCCUCCAAUUCCUGGAAUGAUACCACCACCUCCUCCACCCAUACCUGGUAUGAUACCACCCCCUCCUCCUCCCAUACCUGGUAUGAUACCACCCCCUCCUCCUCCCAUACCUGGAAUGGGCCCUCCCCCUCCUCCUGGACCUCCACCACCACUAGCUCCUUUGUCAAUGGGGAUACCACCUCCCCCUCCAACUCCUGGAGGAUUAGGCCCUCCUCCAUCUCCUGCUCCAUUCCCAUCUCCCCCUGUUGGAGGAUGGAAUGCUCAAAGAGCAACAUUCCGUAAACAGCCUCUGAACCCUCCAGUGCCGAUGAAACCUUUGUAUUGGACAAGAGUGGUCGUGCCACCUCCUGUUGUGGAGGAGAGUCAGGCUCCUCAGAACCGAAGUGUCCCUCUGUGGGGAGAACUGGAGGAGGUUAAAGUAGAUAAUAUCGAUGAGUUUGCUCAACUGUUCUCCCGUCAAGUUAUUGACAAGAAAAGCACGAAAAAGAAAGUGGUGAAACCAACAAAAGCACAGGUAGCCAAAAUUCUGGAUAGCAAGAGAUCUCAAAAUGUUGGAAUUUUGUCUCAGAGCCUACAUGUGGACUUCUCUGAAAUUGAAAAUGCUAUUUAUAAUUUCGACACUUCUACAGUGAGCUUAGAAGCUUUACAGCAAAUUUAUGAUGUGAGAGCAACGGAUGAGGAGUUGGCUCUCCUGAGGAACCAUGUGGCUUCCGGCUCGGACCAGCCACUAGACAAACCGGAACAAUUCCUCCUGGAGCUGGCCGAUAUCCCACACUUCACCGAACGCAUUGCCUGCUUCAUGUUCCAGACUGAGUUUUCAGAUAGCAUCUCUGGCAUUGGAAGCAAACUCAAUAAUAUCAAGUCUACAUGUCAGUUUCUAAUGAGCUCUGAGAGCUUGAAGACUGUCCUGGGGAUAAUACUGGCUCUGGGAAACUUCAUGAACGGAGGCAACAUGCAGAGGGGACAGGCUGACGGCUUUGGCCUGGAGAUAUUGUCCAAACUGAAGGACGUCAAGAGCAAGGACAAUUCAGUGACCCUUCUACACUUCAUCGUCGUCUCAUUCAUGAAAAAAUGUGGUGAUGCUGUGGCUGCAGAGGGCAAGUUGCCAGUGCCAGAACCCAGUGAUAUUGACAAGGCUGCUUCGGUGCAGUUUGACGACAUCGAAACUCAACUCAAGAACCUCGACAAAAAAUUAAACGGAUGUCAGACGAAAAUGGAGACUGUGAUUUCUAAAUCCUUAGAAGAAAAUGUGCAGCCAUUCAAAGAUAAAAUGGAGUCAUUUUUAAGCGCAGCAAAAAAGCAACUGGCAGAAGAAUUUGAAAACUGUGAGGAGUGCAAGAGAAAAUUCUACAUCACAUUAAAAUUUUACCAGUUCCAGCCAAAGGGAGGGAUGAAAGAAGAGGAAGUUGCGCCCAAAGACUUUUUUCCACUUUGGACACCCUUCUGUUCAGACUUCAAAGAUCUCUGGCAGAAAGAACAACAGAGAAUCAUAAAAGAAAAACUGAAGGAGGCAAAGAAAAAACAAGAUGAAAGGAAACAAGAAAUAAAGAAAGGAAAACGAGAUGCAGGUGGACUGAAGUCACAGCUGAAGAAACUGGAGGGAAAGCUAAUGAAAACAUAAGUAACUGGAAACUUCACUGAGGCUGUGAGACGAGAAAGACUGCUGUGAGCACUCUAGUCACUAAAAAUACUUUGCUUUGUUAAUUUUAAAGCAUUUAUAUACUAAUUUUUAUACAUUGUUAUGCACAAGUUGCAAAUAUUUUUACAAAACGUUGUACUUGUACAGACAAUAUAUUUCAGUUAUUAUUUUUUUAAA